Gopherus flavomarginatus (Mexican gopher tortoise) is the source of this 2648-nucleotide messenger RNA. It is a transcript of the gene TMED6, whose product is annotated as transmembrane p24 trafficking protein 6. The record is from RefSeq and is a predicted model, not a curated record. The transcript has 4 exons. NCBI's taxonomy places the organism in Eukaryota, Metazoa, Chordata, Testudines, Testudinidae. The coding region runs from base 1584 to 2303 and encodes 239 amino acids. Gene Ontology annotation, cellular component: endoplasmic reticulum; Golgi apparatus; endoplasmic reticulum-Golgi intermediate compartment. Gene Ontology annotation, biological process: intracellular protein transport; Golgi organization; endoplasmic reticulum to Golgi vesicle-mediated transport.
UCUGACAGGCAUCAGACAUGCUGUGCCUUCUAGUGCCAUUCCGAUCCAUGUCUAAACCCAUCAUUUAAAAUAAAGCAGAUAUAACAAUUGCAACAAAUUUGAUUUACCUCUCCCUAGCAUUCCCUCCUGAGGUAAAUAUUCCCCCUUGGAAAGGGAGAAGCUUGGCAUAUCCCUGGGUCAGUGGCCUAGUGACAGCUUUGUGGGACACCCUGUUAACAACCAGAAUUUCAUCCUGCAUUCACUUCCUGAGCCAGCUGAAGCCAGGAGCAUUGCACCAGCAACUAACUGAAUUAGAGUGCCAGAAAGUCUUGUACCCCUGUCCGGUGGGAUGCUGCUGCUUAUUAGGGAUAGGUGGAUUUCAGAGGCACUUAUGUAUCAUCUUCCCCUCACUUCCACCAACACUCAUGCAUUUAAUUUCCUUCAGUUCUAGUUGCAGAAAUACCCCCACAGCAGGGGUCCUGGGAGCUGCUUCUGUUGUCAUUGGUGCUGGGUAGAAGUCCCCUGCUGGUUUUAGCCGUGUCCUUUGGCACUGGCAGUUGCUGGAAGGAACCUUGCCAGAGGAACCUGCUGUCUGGAUACAAGUGGCUCAAGUAACCUCUUUAACUUAGCUAUUAGCCAGACUCUUUCUCCCUGCCCUUUGCCCUGUUUGUUUUAUAUUUUCUUCUGUUCUGAAACUUUCCCCUGUGCUUGAGUGGCCUGGCUGUGAAGCACUGCCUUUGGCAAAGUCUCAAUAGAGCCAUGGUUCCCGUUUAGUAGUUCCAUUUGGGCCAGUUACAGUAAACCAGAUUAAUAAGUGUCAGUGGGAGAAACAUGGGAUGCUUUCUUCCUUAUGCCAUAUGGGGCAUGAGAAUAAAUAUCAUCCCACAUCCAAAAAUCGAUACCAGCCCUUUGUCUCCCACUUGAUGCAAUAGAACACUUUCCAGCCAGUGGUGCCCCUUCCCCAUUUAUAGAGCGAGGACAUUGCCACGGACUCCAUAAGAGAAGAGAAGUCACAGCCAAAGAUGAAACAGGACAUAUCUUUAAGCACCAGAUGGGAUGGCAGCAUAAGGUAGUGAAGGAUACACACAGCCCAUGUAGCCAAGUCCCUGGGUCUUCUCUGGCAUAUUGCUGCUCUGUGAUCACUAUAUUUCUUGUACUAAAUAAAGUUUCUAGGACUGUUUUAAUGCACUAAUCACUAUAAUAGCAUCCUUCAGACCAUGGUGUGUAGGCUGUAGACAGAAGUCAGUGCAGGACACCCCAGCCUGCACCCAGAACAGGCAGUUCCCCAGGAAGGACCGUUUGUGCCUAGUGACGUUUCUUCAAAGUGGACUUCAGGGUUUUACAAAAUGUUUCAGACUGUUAAGCUCUAAUGAGGACAAACUGCACAGCUGCCCAUGCAGGCCUGGUAAUUGCACUAUUAUCUUGAGGAGCUGAACUUUCAAGUGCCCCAGUGUUUGGAUAAGUGCAGCUGUGUUAUGUGCUGAAGGAAAAAUGUUUGGUGAAAGCAGGGGAGUGAGGAGUGAAGUUAAUGAUUAUCCCUUUGCAUUCUGGGACCCAGGCUCCUGCUCUGCCCCAGCCAGAGUGGUGGAGGCUCACAAGGCAGCAUGGUCCCACUCUUUCCUUUGGCUGUGAUUGUGGGUCUGACAGGCCCUGCCAGGAGCCCAAAGACAGAACCUCUGAGUGGCUCCAGUGAGCAGCCUCUCUUCCGUGGAGCUGAUCGCUAUGAUUUCGCCAUUGUUGUCGCUGCAGGUGGCACAGAGUGCUUCUGGCAGUUUGCACAUCAGAGCGGCUACUUCUACUUCAGCUAUGAGGUACAACGGACUUCGGGAAUUGGACAUGACAGACAUGUCUUGGCCACUGCAAACGAUCCCAGUGGCCUCCAAAUGGGCACAUCCCAGGAUGUACGAGGACAGAUGAACUUCCCAACCAAAGAGACAGGUUUUUACCAGCUGUGCUUGAGCAAUCAGCUCAACCAUUUCGGUGUCGUUCAGGUUUAUCUCAACUUUGGUGUGUUCUAUGAAGGCUUUGACCUGCAAAACUCAGCAGGCAUGGAAAGGAAGAAAAUUAAUGACACGCUGGAGGCAAUUGAGGAGAGCACCCGUAAGCUGCAGGCCCAUAUCUUCCACAUGUGGCGCUUUUAUAACUUUGCCCGGAUGAGGAAAGCAGCUGACUACUUCAUCCUUCAGUCCAACUAUAACUACGUGAACUGGUGGUCACUAGCUCAGAGCCUCCUCAUUGUCCUCUCGGGUGUCCUGCAGUUGUAUUUCCUAAAGCGGCUUUUCAAUGUCCAUCCCACUACUGCCACCAACAAACCGAGGUGCUAAGGCCUCUGGCCUACACCGCUGCUGGACCCAUGCAGCAGGAAGGACCAAAGGACAGGCCUGUAACACCGCAGAACACACUGAACUCCAUCUCAUCCUUUCUCCCCUCUGCCUCCAUGGAAGAAGGGGAGAUCCUGCCUGUGGAAGGAGCGGGACAGGGAUUUUUCAGGAACAGAAUUCCCCUCAAUGCCCUAGAGUCCAGCUGGCUCUUUAUUCUCUACUCAGCCUCUAGUACAAGAUUCAUUUGGGGGAAGGGAGAGGGGAUGGUUCACUGCUAGUUUAGGCCUAAUCUGCCCAAUGGUCUAAUAGUGAAAUGGCUUGAAAAUCAUGUUCACAUACUAUAAAUAA